Molecule: messenger RNA, 651 nt
Organism: Lactuca saligna
Lineage: Eukaryota; Viridiplantae; Streptophyta; Magnoliopsida; Asterales; Asteraceae
Source: the annotation of a GenBank genome assembly
AUGUUGCGCAAAUUAUAUGAUGAAGAACAAAUAGAGGAAGAUAAAUUUGAAGAAGAGGAGGAAGAAGAUUCCGGUCCCAUCUACGACACCGAUGGAGAAGGGGAAUUUUGUGAAAGAAUAAAUUUCUUGGAUGAAGAGGAAUUUAUUGAAGAAAUUGAAGAAGAAACUAAUUUCGUGAUCGGAGAUGAAUUUGUUGAAGCAAUUGUGGAAGAAAUCAAAUUUGUUGAUAUGGACAAAAUUGUUGAAGAAAUUGUGAUUUUUGUUGAACAACAAAUUUCAUUCCAAGAGCUUACAACCACGAGAACAAAUGACUAUAAGUAUCACAAAAAUUCAGGUUCUCAUAUCUUUCAUGAACAUAAUUUCUUUUCUAAAGAUCUUAAAGAAAUCCAAAUUGGAAGCUUCAUUGAUCAAGAAGGUUUAUUCGUUUUUCAUCUUCAUUUUCGUUUCAAAGUGUGGGAGAUUUUUACACUUUGGAGGCCAUGGAAUGCUUAUAUUUUGCAUUUUGAAGGCCUUGGUGAGAGGGCCGAGUUCAUGGGAAUGUAUGGAAGUGGUUUUUCAUCCACAAAUGAAGAUACGGUUAGGAUUGAAUUUGGCGAGUUAUUUGAGUUAUUUGAAGAAGAACAUGUGUAUGUGGAGAAAAGACCAAGUUGA